AUGGCCAGCAUCCCUGUACCAGCAUCCCUGUACCAGACUCCCUGUACCAGACUCCCUGUACCAGACUCCCUGUACCAGACUCGCUGUACCAGACUCCCUGUACCAGACUCCCUGUACCAGACUCCCUGUACCAGACUCCCUGUACCAGACUGCCUGUACCAGAAUCCCUGUACCAGACUCCUUGUACCAGACUCCCUGUACCAGACUCCCUGUACCAGCAUCCCUGUACCAGCAUCCCUAUGCCAGCAUCCCUGUACCAGCAUCCCUGUACCAGCAUCCCUGUACCAGCAUCCCUAUGCCAGCAUCCCUGUACCAGACUCCCUGUACCAGCAUCCCUGUACCAGCAUCCCUGUACCAGACUCCCUGUGCCAGGCUCCCUGUACCAGACUCCAUGUGCCAGCAUCCCUGUACCAGACUCCCUGUACCAGCAUCCCUGUACCAUGCUACCUGUACCAGACUCCCUGUACCAGACUCCCUGUGCCAGCAUCCCUGUACCAGGCUCCCUGUACCAGGCUCCCUGUACCAGGCUCCCUGUACCAUACUCCCUGUACCAGACUCCCUGUACCAGACUCCCUGUACCAGACUCCCUGUACCAGACUCAUUGUACCAGACUCCCUGUACCAGACUCCCUGUACCAGACUCAUUGUACCAGACUCCCUGUACCAGACUCAUUGUACCAGACUCCCUGUACCAGACUCAUUGUACCAGACUCCCUGUACCAGACUCAUUGUACCAGACUCCCUGUACCAGACUCAUUGUACCAGACUCCCUGUACCAGACUCAUUGUACCAGACUCCCUGCACCGCCAGCUAUGAUACUAGCGGCCCCUAG
Molecule: messenger RNA, 831 nt
Organism: Oncorhynchus kisutch (coho salmon)
Lineage: Eukaryota; Metazoa; Chordata; Actinopteri; Salmoniformes; Salmonidae
Product: keratin-associated protein 10-12-like
Exons: 1
Coding region: 1-831 (276 amino acids)
Source: RefSeq, a predicted model, not a curated record